GGUCGCCCCGCGUUGGGAGCGCUGAGGGGAGAGGCUGUGAGGAGGGGCCCGGCGGGGCGCCCAGGUGCGGGCAGCCACCCCGCUGAGCCCGGAGUGGGCAGGGCAGGGCAGGGCAGGGCAGGGCAGAGCGAGGUGCAGGGUCAGUCCGAACAGCGCCGGCUCCAUCCCCGCGCCUCGCUCGGGGCGGUCGCCGCCCGCUCUCGCCUCUUUCCCUCACGAGGAGGAGGGAGCCCUGUCCUCUGUCCGGGGACCUGCUGAGCUGAAACGAGCCUGGCUCGCUGAGUUUUGACAGAGGAGCAGCUCCAAACGCCCAGCCGUGCGAGCUCCCCGUGGCCGGCAGGAGCCAGCGCCCGGCGGAGCGGGCAUCGGGCGGUGCCACAGCCCUGCUGUGCCAGGGGCUCUCUGAGGGCACCUCCGGCAGCAUCGCCCCUCGGUGUUACCCUCGGGACCGGGAAAGCGUUUGUUCUUAGGUCUCCCUUAAUGUGGUGCACGUCACGUCAGAAAGAUGAGGAAGAUAAUUGUGUCCAGCCAGUCCGUCAGGACUGUGAGCAUUGCACAGCGGUUUGGGACCCAGGACAGAGUAGGAUGUCUAGUGCGCCUCAGUCAACAUUUGUUAUUAUCUCUUGGAAUACACUUUUCUCUUUUAGACUCGUGCUCUAGUUUCUUUUAGCAGCUGUCAUCCAGCGCUGGGAGAAGCGCAGGAGGAAGAGAGCUGUACUUUUGGAAGAUGAAGUUUGUUUGGGGGAUUCAUCCUAAUGCUCUGGCAUAUUCCAUGACUACGUUAGGGGCUGGAAUGAUGAACAGUAUCUUUAAUUUCUACUACGUUAAGCUUUUCCUAAACCGAUACAAAAUUUCAGAAGGAGCCUUUAAUCAAGCCCAGGUCGUGUUUAUGAUCUGGAACGCCAUCAACGAUCCCCUCUUCGGCUACAUCCAAGACAACUCCAAACUGCGGUGCUGCGCCAGACGCCAGUUCUCCAUUCUGUACGGAGCUCCUUUGUACGGGCUGGCCUUCCUGCUCCCUUGGUUUCCCUGGAAGCAGUACGAGGACGGGGACUGGCUCUGUGGUUUCCACCUCGUCGUUGCCUUGUGUGCCUUUGACGGUUUGCUCACCUUCGUGCUCCUGGCGCAGUGUGCGCUCUUUGCCGAGACCUCGACCAGGCACGAGAGCAGGCUCCAGCUCAUCAAGUACAACCAAGUAGCAACGCUAAUUGGAGCCACAAGCAUCCUCUUCUGUGGGCUCAUAUCGGAUAACAUGGAAAACUUUGCCUAUUUCCAGGCUUUCACUGUUUUGAUCGCGGCACUAGCGACAGCUUGUAUGUGUUGCACAGGUAAAUACAGUACCAGCCAGUAUGAGCAGAGAGAAAUUCAUGUGGAGAGUGCUAACCUGGAAAACAGUGAGGGAGCUUUCUCCUUGGCCUCAGUGGUUUCAUUGACCAAACAGAUUAUGACAGAGAAGAACUUUUUAUUUUUUGUCACAAUGAACUUCUUCCAAGUCUUCCACCUGGCCUUCUACAGCAAUUUCAUGAUAAUCUUUGCAGAUAAUCUUAUUCCUACGGAUGUCCUUUCUUCCUCAGUCAGAAGUAUCAUGUAUGGAGCGGGUUUUAUUUGUCCUCAGUGCCUCGUUCUUCUCAGUCAUGCUUCGUUGAAGAAGUUUGGUUAUUACAGAGUCAUCUUGUUUUCCUUUUACUAUGAAGGAGUAGCUGCUGCUGUCAUGUUUUUUCUAGGGCAAGAACACUAUUACCUGUUGGCAUUUUACCUCACAACAAACAUGGUAAUUGUACAAGCCUCCUUUAGUUUGUUCAAUUUGCCUUUGGCAGAUAUUGUUGAUGCAGAUUUAGUAAAGCACAAGCGCAGAUCACCACUUUCCUCUAUGGUUUUUGGUACCAAUGCUUUAUUUACCAAACCUGCCCAAUCUUUGGCUCCAAUGCUUGUGGUUAAAGUACUAAAUCAGUUUGGAUAUAGGAACCUGAAUAAUGUUGAUCAUCCUGAUGCAAGGACAUUUUUAGAUCUCCACGAUGCCAUGUUCAACCUGAUCUGCCUGGUUCCACUUUGCAUUGCAGUCAUGCAGGUCCUGACAUGGGCUCCCUUUUCCAUCCAGAACAGCCACGUGACAGCUGUACACUAA
Pipra filicauda (Wire-tailed manakin) is the source of this 2125-nucleotide messenger RNA. RefSeq names its product transmembrane protein 180-like. NCBI's taxonomy places the organism in Eukaryota, Metazoa, Chordata, Aves, Passeriformes, Pipridae. The coding region runs from base 728 to 2125 and encodes 465 amino acids. The transcript is spliced from 7 exons. The record is from RefSeq and is a predicted model, not a curated record.